Paramecium octaurelia is the source of this 590-nucleotide messenger RNA. The record is from the annotation of a GenBank genome assembly. Lineage: Eukaryota; Ciliophora; Oligohymenophorea; Peniculida; Parameciidae.
AUUAACAAAUGGAAGUAGAAAAAAUAUCAAAAAUUAAUGAGCCAAUUGCUGUUGAUGUUAGUAAUAACAAUGCCGUUAUUGUAAUUAGCUCUGAUGAAUCUAUAAUAUGCCUAAAUGACAUUGAAGAUUAAAUUUUGGAUGAUUAUUUAUCCUUUCAUGAUGACUAGUAGUCUAAGACCCAAGCACAGCCAUAGAUUUAUUCAAGAGCAAGACAACCACCCUAAAUGCCAAAAUAUAUGGAAUUUGAGCCAGAAAAAUCCAGUUCUUCAUCAAUAAACUUAAGCUAACCAUUAUCAGUAAGUCUAGUUGCUAAAUUCAUGAAUGACGAAUCAGAUUUUCAAAGGAAUUUUGAUGAAUGGAGUUUAAGCAGUUUAGAAUCUAAAACUCCUCCAAUUAAAAAUAAUCAUCAUUACAAUACAUUUUCUGAAUUAUAAAAGUACUUUCCUACAAUUACUGAUAAUCAAUAUGAGGGUUUAUUAUUAGCAUAUAAUAACGAUUAUCAACUUGUAUUGAGAAUCUUGGAAGUUGAUUAAAAGUAAAUACAAAGAUUAUUAGAUAAAAAUAAAAAUAGAAAAAAAGUGAAAAUAUGA